AUGUUGUGCCGUUCUUUCAAGUCAUUCGUUUUUGCGCUGGCUCUCGGUGCCAACACCGUGUUGGCACAGGAUUCUGUCGAUUCGCUCGUGGGCCGUCGCCUCAUUGAGUAUCAGAUGCCGUUCGCCACUCAGACGCAUGGGAUUGCGCGCGUGCAGGAUACAAAUUUCGUGCUGCUGUCGCAGAUGUCUGAUAGCGAUCUUAUCAAGGUCGAGCUGGAUCCAACCACGUAG
This is a messenger RNA of Penicillium robsamsonii, 231 nucleotides long. RefSeq lists its product as uncharacterized. The transcript has a single exon. The record is from RefSeq and is a predicted model, not a curated record. Bases 1 to 231 code for a protein of 76 amino acids. Lineage: Eukaryota; Fungi; Ascomycota; Eurotiomycetes; Eurotiales; Aspergillaceae.